AUGCCGCCGACGGCACCAGCGGCGGUGCCGCCGCGCACUUGCAUGGACUCCCUCAUCGCCUUCCUCCACCACCACCUGCGCGCGCUCCUCGCCGACCCCGCCGCGCUGCACGCCACGCGCCGCCGCUGCCUCGCUCUGCUCACGCCCCCUCUGUGCCACCGUCGUCGUAACAACCUCUCCGGGGGCGGCCAGGAGGAGGAGGAGGAGAACGACGACGACGAGGCCGUCCUCGCCGCGCUCCACGGCUCCAUCGACGCGCUCCUCCCGCCAUCCGUCGUCGACGGCGCGGCGGCGGCUGGCGCCGCCUGCCUCGCGGGCGUCGAGGAGGCGCUGCAGGCCCCCGCGCUGCUGCCGGAGCACGGCGAGACGGCGGGGCUGGACAACCGCCGCGUCGCCGCGUGCGCCUACUUCUACCUCGCGCUCGUGCGGUGCGCGCAGGGGGACGCGUGGCAGAUGGCCAUGGACCUCCUCCAGGCCGUCGCCGUGUGCCCCGCCGCGGUGGCCGGCACCGCCCGCGAGGACGGCGCCCACCGCGCCGGCGGGCUCGCGCCCCGCGCGCUCUGGGAGGGGCUGUUCGACGAGGGCGUGCUCGCCAGGGCCGGCGGCACCGGCGAAGACGACGCGGCGCGCCGCGCGGCCAGGCGUUACAAGGACUGGCUCAUGUACUACAAGGUCGUGGCCGCCGACGGCGCGCAAAAUGGCGGGUGUCUUCAGGUAGGAAGAUCUGGAAGCCCUGCCAUUUCGAGAUGGUUGAAUUCUUCGGAGGAUAGAACGAACCAUUUGGUUGAUCGUGAAGGAAUUAGCACGGUCUCUGCAUCAAAAUUUGGUGCUCAUGAUGGUUUCGCCGAGCUGAAGGGUUUUCUCAGCAUUGCAUAUCAAGAUUUCCAGGAAGAUACCAAAGGGAGCUCUGAUAGCAGGUGCCUCCAUGAGAUGCUCCAGGAGUCCCAGUCCGAUUCGCCCGUUUCCUUCGACUCACAUCUUGAUUCUAGUGAAGAAAGUGAUAGUGAGGCAGCUCCAUAUGACAAAGGAAGGUCAGCAAAGAUCAUGCCCAUAGAUGCAGAUUUCUUGGCAGCUAAACUACAUGAAAGAUCAAACCACAACAAGAAUCUGACGUGGUGCACAUCUCCUGAAAAUGCAAUGAUAUACGCUCCAGAAUCUCCAAUGUACCAGGUAGAUGACCAUGAGAUGAAAUCAAACUGCUUGCAAUCAAACAGAUCUCAUGGCUCACUGAAUAAUCUAUCAAAUUCGGUCCUGGAGCUGAAGAAUGCUGACUCAUACUCCACAUCCAACUAUUCCGCCAAGGAUGCCAUGUUUCCGCAGUGCUCGCCAAGGUACGAUCUCAGAUGCUUCAGCACCUUCUCAACCAAAUUCAUCAAGAAAAGUUCCCUGUCCGAUCUAGUCUCCAGAGGAAGCAUGAGCAGGAAAUUCAAGACUUCCACAACCAGUGAUGAUUGGAGUGAUGUCAGCUCGCGCUGGGGAAAGGACAGUCAGGUAGAUUUUCUUGAGAGGUUCGAGAAGGCAGUAUCAAAACUAUUGAUUUCAGAUGGACUAGAAAGCUGCCUAGAUGCUGGCUCUGAAGUCACAACUAUAUGGCAAUUACUGAACAACACUUCAGAGGCGAGACACAAGUCGUCAGUAAGGCAAGAUAUCCUUGACCAGCUGCUUGACAGCAUUUCCACAUCAAAAAAGGACAAAGUGGUCAGGGCAUCAGUCUAUGUUCUGCUGCUCAUGAUAUCUGAAGAUAGAAAUAUGAUGAGAGGCAUCAAGAGGAAGGACUUCCAUUUAUCCAACUUAGCCAUUGCAUUGAAGAGAGAUGUACAUGAAGCAGCCAUUCUGAUAUAUCUGUUGGAUCCUACACCUUUAGAGAUAAAAAACUUGGAUCUGUUGCCCUCGCUUCUACAUGUUGCUUGUAACUCCGGCACCCAAAAAUGGCCUGCAAUGCUUCCACUGACACCGACAUCAGCAUCAAUAGCUCUCAUUGAGAUCUUAGUGACAGCAUUCGACUAUGUAACAAACAAUGUCCACUUGGCUUCCCUCAGCUCUCCUACUAUUCUGUCUAAGCUUGUAGACGUUGCAAAGAACCACAACUUGGAGGAAGGUGUAGCCCUGGCAGCUAUUCUCAUCAGAUGUGUACGUCUCAAUGGUAACUGCAAGAAGUUCUUGUCACAGGCUACUCCAGUGGACCCAUUCCUUCACCUUCUGAGACGAAAAGAGCACCGUGUCAAGUGUGCUGCACUUGAAUACUUCCAUGAGAUUCUACAGAUUCCCAGGUCCUCAGCAAACUCUCUGCUUGAAGAAAUACGACGGCAAGGUGGCAUUGCAAUUAUGCACACACUGAUGGUCAGCCUCCAUCAAACUGAACCUGAACAUCGGGUUUUAGCAGCUAGCCUUCUCCUGCAAUUGGAUAUGAUGGAGAGAUCAGAUGGAAGGAGUGUGUUCCAAGACGAAGCGAUGGAAGUCUUGUUGGGCUCUCUAUCAUCUCAAGAAAAUAGUAGAGUACAGGCAUUAUCAGCAUGUUUUCUUUCAAACCUUGGAGGGACUUAUUCCUGGUCAGGAGAUUCGUACACUGCAGCAUGGCUCACAAAGAAAGCCGGUCUCACAUCAACAUCACAAAGAAAUACAAUCAGGAACAUCGACUGGCUUGAUUCUUGCCUGCAGGAUACAGAAAUAAGCACAUGGAGCAAUAAAUCUGCACGAGCGAUUAUUAAAAUAGGAGUACCGUUUAUCAGCGCUUUAGCCAAAGGAAUGCAAAGCAAGGUGAAGGGAACCUCACAGGAUUGCCUCAUAUGCAGUGCAUGGCUCGGAAGCGAGCUGGCUGCCCUUGGUGAAAAUGCCAUAAGAUAUUCUGCUUGUGAGAUCUUGCUGCAUGACAUAGCAAGUCGCCUUCAUCCAGGAAAUGAGCUUGACGAAAGGGUUCUAGCAUGCAUGUGUCUCUAUAAUUACACCUCGGGAAAAGGCAAGCAAAUGUUGAUGAGCUUGUCAGAGGGUUCCCGAGAAUCUCUUAGGAGGCUUUCAUCAUUCACAUGGAUGGCUGAGGAGUUACUUCAAGUUACAGAUUAUUUUCUUUCCAGCAAACCACGUGUAUCAUGUGUACAUACACAAAUUCUAGAAAUUGGUCAACCAGGCAAUGGCGCAGCAACUGCUAUAGCAUUCUUCAGAGGGCAACUUUUUGCUGGUUAUUCUAAUGGCACCAUCAGGGCAUGGGACAUAAAAGGCCCGAGGGCAGUAAUCAUCAGGGAGGUAAAAGAGCACAAGAAGGCGGUGACUUGUUUUGCACUAUCAGAAACUGGGGAGAACCUCCUGAGUGGAUCAGCAGACAAAUCUAUUCGGGUAUGGGAAAUGGCACAGCGCAAGCUAGAGUGUGUGGAGAUGAUUCAGACAAGAGAGGCUGUACAAAAGGUUGAUAUUUGUGGUGACAAAGUUCUUGUACUUACACAGAACAACAUUCUCAAGUUCUCUUGUGCAUCAAGAAGCAGCCAAACAUUUUACAGGAGCAAGCAUGUCAAAUCUCUAGCUGUAUAUCAGGGAAAAGCUUACCUUGGAUGCAAAGACUCAAGUAUACAGGAACUAGACGUGUCAGUUGAAUCCAACAUUGAGAUAAGGGCACCUAGAAGAAGCUGGAUGAUUAGCAAGCAAUCCAUUAGCUCCAUUGUUGUAUACAGAGAUUGGAUGUACUGUGCCAGUGCUCAGGUCGAAGGAUCAGCCUUAAAGGAUUGGAAGAAACGAUGCAAACCUAAUAUGACAAUGCCAAUACCAAAGGGAACAAGUGUAGAGGCCAUGGCAGUGGUGGAAGACUUCAUCUACUUGAACUGCAGUAGAAGCCCUAGUAUCAUUCAGAUAUGGUUGAGGGAGACGCAGCAGAAAGUAGGAAGGCUAUCUGCAGGAAGCAAGAUAACGAGCUUGUUCACUGCAAACGACAUGAUUUUCUGUGGUACAGAAACUGGGUUAAUUAAGUUAUGGGAAGAGAUGAGUUGUGAAUGUCAAUAA
This is a messenger RNA of Miscanthus lutarioriparius, 3987 nucleotides long. NCBI's taxonomy places the organism in Eukaryota, Viridiplantae, Streptophyta, Magnoliopsida, Poales, Poaceae. The record is from the annotation of a GenBank genome assembly.